Molecule: messenger RNA, 2399 nt
Organism: Epinephelus moara (kelp grouper)
Lineage: Eukaryota; Metazoa; Chordata; Actinopteri; Perciformes; Serranidae
Product: RING finger protein 222
Exons: 1
Coding region: 232-861 (209 amino acids)
Source: RefSeq, a predicted model, not a curated record
CGCAAACCAGCUUGGCCACUUGAACAGCCAGUGAUACCUUCAGAGGACCCAAUCAGUGAAGUCACUGCAGUCCCAGGUGGCAGGCCCUGUUUUACAAGGCGCAGUUCUCGCCUCCACCCUCAGCACAGAAAGUCAUGCGCCGAGGGAAUUCACACUACAUUUCCACAGGAAUGGACUGUCUUGUCUAAAUCAUUUCUCAGCUUUCUUGCGGCGGUGGUGGAUUUUCCUUAAAUGGCAUUUUAUAAGCAAGACAGCCAGGAGGACGCACGAGAGUGCCCGGUGUGCUAUGAGUGUCUGUCGGGCAUAGAGAGGACCCUGAGCUGUGGACAUGUAUUCUGCCACGACUGUCUGGUCAAAACGCUGGUCAGCAUCAACAGCGAUGGGGACAGUAUCAGAGACACUAUUGUUUGCCCCAUCUGUCGACAUCUUACAUUCAUCAAGAAGCAAAAGGAAUCGCUGGUAUCCCUCGCGGCGGACAAGGAUUCAGGUGAAGGGCAGACCCUGGAGGUGCCUCUGCCUCCGCCGCUGAGACAGCUCCAGAGCGCACGGCGCGCCUCCACGGACAGUUCGCCGAGAGAAGUUAAUUGGGUUGCUCGCUGCUUUAGGGGGAUGUCUGAACGAAUCCGUCGACAGAGGUUGAUCAGCCCCAGCAAUAACGCAUCUCAGAUCUUUAUCAUAAGCGCUCAGGGGCGACCCAUGGCUGAAGACGAUGCGCUCAGUGUUGUGAUGACUGUGGUUCAACCUCAGCGCAGGCGAAGGCGCAGAAUUUGCACGACUGCACGAUGCCUGCUCGUUUUGCUGUCAGCAUUUACCAUACUGGCACUGGUGGCUGCAACUUUACCCUGGAUUUUAUUGGCAUAGACUUGUGUGUGAUGUGGAUUUCUGGAUUAUGAAGUGCCAAGUUGAACUGACAUUUAUAGGAAACAUUUUCUCAUCCAUAGAAUGAAGUGUGUGAAGCAGUGUAGUUGUUUUAAUAUCUAAAUAAUCUGAUGCAUUCCACUAAAUAAUCAAAAUGAAAAUGUAAUACAGUUACUCAGUAUGUUACAUUGAAGUUUAUUUUGCAGCAUGGUUUUAAAAUGUGAUGGAGCAUUGUCAUUUCCUUCCCUAAGCUUAGGGGGAGUUUACAGGCAUACCCAUGUCCUUUGUGUGCAUUACCAAGCAACAGUCAGAGUAAAGUUUAAAGCCUUGACAGCAAAGUCUUUUGUUUUGCAUUCUGGUCUGUGACCUGUUCUACCUGUUUCAUGAGAAGCAAACAUGCAGGAAAUGUAGCAAUUCCAAAGUACACCUAAAAGUUUGUAAAAUCCCAACAAGCUUGGACAUCUUGAAAUUGUAUUUUCAACAAAUAAGGGGGAAUGGAAGCAAAAAAAAAGCAAUAAAGACCAUUUAACCCUACUUAAUCCCACUGUUGUUAACCCAGCUCAAGUCAUUGCUGUGUUACCCUGUUGUUGGAUACACUGUUUCCAAGCAGCAUCAAAAAUGUAAACUGCAGAGCUACAUCUGUCUCACCUUCAGGAUCAUUUUGUGUCUGCAUAUGUGCUAAAAAUAAUGAUAAAGACCCUUUUGACACAGUCAGGGUGUCACAUUAACAGACUUUCUCUCCUUCUUACAUCACAAGGAAAGAUGUCAGACAUUUUGAAAAAAAACCUAACAAUUUCCAUCUUAAAUAUGAAUUUUACAUGUGCUGGUUAAGUGGGAAAAUGUUUAAUAUGCAGAUUGGAGAAAGUUUAGUGUUUAAUUAGACCCCUCAGUAACAUUCUUCACAGCAUGUGACUGCCUCCUUCUGUAACGUGUAUAAAGACGGUGUAAACAGAGACACCUGUAAAACUUUCAGUGAGAAAUAAUUGAUGCGCCCGUGAGUCUGAAGGAGAUAGACUUGCAGUUGGGGAUGAGCUGUGCCUGGCUGAUUGCUGUAAGGAGAUACACUGCUGGACUUGCUGGAGUGUGGCGUUGGAUUACCACUCUCUCUCUUGAAAGAAUCCAGAUUGAGAUGGAGCAGAAAAACAUGGCCUCACUGUGGCAGCCAUGAGAAAACCUGAAAAAUAAGAUAAUAUGGGAACUGAUUCAUAGAGAGAAGACUAAUGCUAAUUGCUCUUGAACAAAGAAUCCACAGCAAAUAAAAAAGACUUGUUGUUAGAAUGAACAUUAUCAGUAUCAUCAUCAUCCUGACAAAUGUGUACACUCCUAGUUUCCUCCUGUGGCAAUCCCUCAGCCAUCCUGCUGGGCCAGUCCUACAGGUUACACACUUGGAGAGGUCUCUGUUUUUCAGCCAUACCUGGUUUCUCAGAGAGUGGGAGGAGGACAAUAAUGAUUAAUUUCUUUGAUGAAUCAGACUUUCUUAAUGAUAUUCCUGUUGGUGGUUUGUACGUCAGUAAAUGGACCCAAAUUAAAGGAAUACGUCA